Sinocyclocheilus grahami is the source of this 1781-nucleotide messenger RNA. Its product is annotated as lysophosphatidic acid receptor 6-like. Lineage: Eukaryota; Metazoa; Chordata; Actinopteri; Cypriniformes; Cyprinidae. Bases 555 to 1598 code for a protein of 347 amino acids. Gene Ontology annotation, biological process: positive regulation of Rho protein signal transduction; phospholipase C-activating G protein-coupled receptor signaling pathway. The record is from RefSeq and is a predicted model, not a curated record. Gene Ontology annotation, cellular component: plasma membrane. Gene Ontology annotation, molecular function: lysophosphatidic acid receptor activity. The transcript is spliced from 3 exons.
GCAGCAGGUUGGAUACUAAAAGCCUCACAUUGCUACAACUCGAUGAUCUCGAUGAGACAAAGAUGAUCACGCUUCAAGUCACACAGCGAUGGGAAGCCAAUUAAAGGAACAAGAAACCAGGCUGGUUGGUGGAAAUUUCACAUUGCUCUUCUUCGUGAAGGAAGUCAACAGGCUAUGUAUGAUUCAUCCUUUCAUGAAAGGCCCAAGACUGAAGUCAAGAAUCUUGUGAGCAUUUUGGAACUGUGAAUAUGAAGAACAAACAUCUAGAAACCAACUUCCUGUGCCGGUAAGAAGGUGGCUAUUUAUAGAACCCCACGCAAAGCAUCCACCAUGCCUUGUUGAGAGGAAAAAGAAGGUAAACUGAUGUAGUUUGCUCAUGCAAAUCGCUUACGUGCACGCUUAUGCAAUUUGGUAAGAGUGGUAAGGCAGCAGCUCUGUGAAAUGUAUACACACUGGAUUUGUAUACUUUUACGUGGAUCUUCAUAGAAUUUCAUGUUUCGGCUCUCUGACCUUUAAAAGCACUGACUGACUCCUUUUAAGCCAAACUCUAAUCGAUGACAAUGACAGAGAAGAACUAUUCAAACUGUAACAAUGAUGACUUUAAAUGUGUGUUAUACAGCUCCGUUUUCAGUAUUGUCUUUAUUCUUGGGCUGCUCUUCAACAUGGUGGCCAUGUACAUUUUUGUUUGCAGACUGAAAAUGCGCAACGAGACCACAACAUACAUGCUGAACCUUGUGGUCUCGGACACCCUCUUCGUCCUCAGCUUGCCUUUCAGGACGUUCUACUUUAUUAACCGUCAGUGGCCUUUCGGCGACGCUCUCUGCAAAAUUUCAGUGGCCUUGUUCUACACCAACAUGUACGGCAGCAUCCUCUUCCUCACGUGCAUCAGCAUGGAUCGCUACCUGGCCAUCGUUUACCCCUUCGCGUCUAGAAUAUUGAGGACCAAGCGCAAUGCUAGAAUAGCCUGCUGUGUGAUCUGGGUGGUUCUGCUGGCGGGAGGCCUAACCGCAGGUUUCGUGAUGGACACCACUUCAUAUACAAACCACCAAACAUACUGUUUUGAAAACUACUCCAACUCCCAGUGGAAGUCCAAGGUAUCAAAAGUCGUGGUGUUUUUGGAAACGGUGGGUUUCCUGAUUCCGCUGAUGAUCAACUUGAUCUGCUGUAUAAGGGUCCUACAGACCUUACGACACCCAGAAAGCAUCAACCGUGGAGGACAGCUGAACAAGGCUAAGAUAUUGCGUAUGAUUGUGGUGCACUUGCUUAUUUUUUGUUUUUGCUUCAUUCCGUACCAUGUCAUUCUGGUCUUCUACACCCUGGUUCGAAGUCAGGUUAUUACAAACUGCACUGUGGAGUCAGUGGUCCGGACAAUUUAUCCAAUUGCAUUUUGCAUCGCCGUGACCAACUGCUGCUUUGACCCAGUGAUCUAUUACUUCACCUCCGAGACGAUUCAGAACUCUAUUAAAAGGAAGUCUUACGCUGUCCGCAAAAACACGCUAAACAACCCAAUUGACAAUAGUGUUAACAACAGAAGUGAUUCGAUGAAUAAAAUCACAUCUCUUAAAGUUAAAUUCAUCACUGAAGAGUCUACAAUAUGACCAAAGUUCAGGCAGCAAUUGUUUUUUGUAGAAUAUUCUCAUCUGACAUACUCAGCCAAUGUUAGUAAUUGGUUGGCACAGGAUAUAUUUGACUAAUAACUAACUGAAGACUGCUGAACUUGUAACAGUAUAAAGUCUGAGUAUCAUCUUGGUGCUAGAAUGGAUGAACUGAUAUAUCGCGAA